GAACCCUGGCUCCUCUUCUACCUAAAAAGUCAGUGGUUUCUUUCCUCCGCAGUUGGAUGGCAGCGUUCUGCCUUACACAAUAAGAAAGGCUUCAUUUAUGGCACGCCAGGACACCCAGGUAAUAAGGACCUCUUCACACGCAGAGCCUAUUGGAAGAGCCCAGGGUGCCAUGGACCUGCUAAGGUUCUUCCCGCCGAGGGAGAGGGAGCGAACAUUUUCUGAACACCUACUCUGUCCUCGGCCGUUCAUGAAGGUUGCCUCGUGUCAUCCUCUCGGCGACCCUCCGCCUUAGGUGUAUCACCUUGCCUAAAACCGCACAGCUCGUAAGGAGCUCGAGUUCAUUCCAGAUCUUUCUCUGAUGCCACCUUACUUCCAGGUUUCUUUGCUGCUUUGCAAAGUGUGAGGCCAAGUUCAGAGGAGAGAUUCCCAGGGCUGGAAGUCCCUCUGGAACAGCGUUGCCCCUCCGCUUAUUAACUGGAAGAACUCUUUAUCUUUUAAGGCUUCCCUCAAAUGUCGUUCAUCACUCAAGUGAAACUUUCCCACACUCCACACGGAAAAUUAGUCACUCAGCUGUGCUCCUAGUGAAAAUAUAUGUAAAAUUACAUCAAAACAGUCCAAUCCUUGUCUGUAUGGAUCCUGAAAGUGCUAAAAAAGAAACAGUGGACCCCACCUAUGUAUGGAUUGGACCUAAUGAAAAUAAAUUAACAGGAAACAAUCGAAUAAAUAUAACUAACACAGGAAAGCUGAUGGUGAAAGAUUUUCUGGAGCCUUUGUCUGGACCUUACACAUGUACUUUUUCUUAUAAAUCUGUCAAAGCAGAAACUCAAGAGGAAAAGACAAUAAAGAAGAGAUAUGAAUUUAUAAUGUUUGCCUAUCGGGAGCCUGAUUAUUCAUAUCAGAUGGCCGUACGUUUUACCACAAAGUCUUGCGUAGGAAGAUAUAAUGAUCUACUUUUUAGAGUGCUGAAGAAAAUCUUGGAUAAUUUAAUUUCGGAUUUGACGUCCCACGUCAUAGAACCAUCAUAUAAAUGCCAUCUUGUUAAAAUUCCAAAACAUGGCCUCAUACAUGAGCUUUUCAUAGCCUUUCAAGUUAAUCCUUUUGCUCCGGGGUGGAAAGCUGCAUGCAACCAGUCUGUUGACUGUGAAGAUAACACUAAUCAUAAUAUCCUCCAGGCAAGAGAUCGGAUAGAAGAAUUUUUUCGGAGCCAAGCAUAUAUUUUCUACCAUGACCUUAAUAAAACCCUACCAGCUAUGCAUUUUAUAGACCACAGUUUUCAAGUAGUACGUAUGGAUAGCUGUCGUCCAGGUUUUGGAAAAAAUGAAGCUAUGCACAGUAAUUGCGCUAGCUGCUGCGUGGUUUGUAGUCCUGGGACUUUUAGUCCUGAUGUUGAUGUUACUUGUCAGACCUGCGUUUCCAUCCAUUUCUAUGGAGCUAAAUCUUGCCCGUAAACUUCAGACAAAAAACACUAUGAAGAGUAGAGGUGAAAGCCCUGUUACUUGCUUGUGGAAGUGGAAGAUAGAAGAUGAUUUCUUCAUAUCCCAAAGCAUCAUAGAAGCAUCAUAGAUAGCUUCAUUCAGUAAGACCAGUAAGACCAAAACAAUGGAAAACAUACAUUUUAGAAACUUUAAAAAAUAGUUGAUGUGGCAUUUCUAAGAGGGCAUUUAGUCCAAUAUCUCCAGUGUACAAAGGAAAGUGUAAGUAUUAGUGAAUGAUUUUUAAUGAGAUACGUUUUGUUGUUAACAAACAGAAUCUAACUAUUGCUCUAUACUUAAGACUAUAUUAAGGUCAAGAAGAGUAGCAAAAUAUAAUAAAAACUUUAUGCUUUCCAUAUAUUAAUUUGCUUGAAAUCACUCUUAUGUAAUGUAUAUUACCUUUGUAAUUAGAACCAAAGAAAGUUAUUUGUUUUGGUCAUUUUGUUUUUAGGUUUUGUUUUUUUUUUUAAUAAUUAAAUAGAAUUUAUUUUUUAGUAGUUUUUAGAUUUACAGAAUAACUGAGCAAAUAGUACAUAGAGUUCCAUAUACCUACCCCAAUCCUACACUCUCAUUCCUCCUGCACACACACGCAAUUUUCCCCAUUAUUACAUCUUGCAUUAGUGUGGUACACUUGUUACAAGGAAUGAACCAAUAUCAAUAUAUUAUUAUUAACUAUAGUUUAUAUUAAGAUUCAUUCUUUGUGUGUUCUAGUGCUUUGGGCUUUAACAAAUGCACAAUGACAUGUAUCCACCAUUACAGUUUCUUGUCAAAGAGUGAAUAUUUUGUGUUUUUCCUUAUAAACUACCAGUAUUUUAAUGCAAAAAUCUCAAAUUCAUAUGUGUGUAUUUGUAUCUUCAUGUAAAACUGCAACACCUUUGUAAAAGAAUUGUAUCUAACUUUUGAAUUUGUAUGUUUUUGAGCAUCUUUCAUAAGCAUUUAUUGUUAAUUGUAGGCAUUAGAAUAAUGCUAAUAGUUGUCCUAAUGUAAUUAACCUAUGGUCUUGCUGUGGAUAGAUUUUUUCAGGAAACAUCUUUUUUAUACUUCAUUCCAUUUACUGAUGUAAUAUCUUUGCAAAGAUUUCUACAAGUUACCUUCGGUAUGGCUGCUGAACCAUGAAAGCAUCUUAAAAAAACAAUUAUUCAUCCUUUCUGAUACAAAACCAAUGUCUAUACUAUAAUCAAAACUAAUAAUGUGGGAUGGGAGAGUCUUCUGUCCAGAUUCAUUGAGCCCCUCAGGCCUGAGAUUAGGAAAAAAAAAAAAAGCAACAUUUGUUUUGGGAUAAAUUUGGGGCUUUGUUUUUAUUUUUUCUCUUUUACUUAUUUUUUAAGUAUCUGUUUUUCCUUCUUUCUGAUUUUUGAAUUCUCUGUGUGUGUAUGUGUGUGUUUAGGUAAGAAAGGGAAUAUUAGAAAAUACAAUUCAGUUGUAUCUAUUACAGCUGUUGAAAGUAGAGGCUUAGAAGACAGGAGGGAAGGGAAGUAAGAAGGGAAAAGGGAGCCAAACAAGGAAGAGACCUAGGCUCCAUAAACAUCGUAGCAGCUACCCAUUGCUUAUAGAAUAAAGCAUGUAUUCUCAUUUGAAGUGAUAUUUCCCCCAAGGAGAUGAAAACUGGUUCAGGGGAGUGGGUCUUAACUAUUACAAUGGUUUGUGGUUCUCCAAAGAGCCACAAUACAUAAACUGAUAUACAUUAUAUCUGUGGUAUUAAAAUUUAAUGGGGAUGGAAGCUAUUGGGGGGCAAAAGUCUAAAAAGACUCCUAAAAGUGGGGGGGGGGGGUAGAGAUUAAAAAAAAGUUGAGAAAAACUAGAAUAAAGAGUGAAACUCUAAAAUUGGCAUUCAAGGCCUUCUAUGGUUUGGUUUCAGUGAACCUUUUCAGCCUUGACUCCUGGCAUUUCUACACUGGGUGACAGAUUGGACUAAGUUUCCAAGAUCUCUUCCAGUUCUAAGAAUCUUUUCUCAGUUUGAACCCCUUACUCUAUCAGAUGAAUCUUGCUCUCUUCUAGACAGACCAGGCUCAUUCCUCAUACGUAGAAUACCCUUUCCUCUUAACUCCACUUCUUCAGAGCAUUUGAUUCUACUUUAAAAGCUUUCCACUUCCACCUACAUGAAUCACUUCUUUAAAUUUAUUCCCAUGUCCCUCACCCCCACUAAUUUUAGUACCUAAUCACACUUUUGUUAUCAUUUAAAUUUUUGAACUUUUUUUCCUGAUUUGUAAAAUUAAGGGAUCUGUAAUAUGUACACAGAUCAAGAGGCAGUCACUCGAACAGAACAAGGGGAUACUGCAUAGCUUUAAGUCAGGAAAGGCGUGAUUUGUGUGUCAGGGUUGUAUCCUUUCACCAUACGUAUUCAAUCUGUAUGCUGAGCAAAUAAUCUGAGAAGCUGGACUAUAUGAAGAAGAACGGGGCAUCAGGAUUGGAGGAAGAAUCGUUAACAACCUGCAUUAUACAGAUGACACAACCUUGCUUGCUGGAAGAAGAGGACUUGAAGCACCUUCUGAUGAAGAUCAAAGACUACAACCUUCAGUAUGGAUUACACCGCACAUAAAGAAAACAAAAAUCCUCACAACUGGACCGAUAAGCAGCAUAGUGAUAAACAGAGAAGAAAUUGAAGUUGUCCAGGAUUUCAUUUUACUUGAAUCCACAGUCAACACCCACGAAAACAGCAGCCAAGAAAUCAAAAGACGUGUUGUAUUGGGCAAAUCUGCCACAAAAGACCUCUUUAAAGGGUUGAAAAACAAAGAUGUCACCUUGAAGACCAAGGUGCACCUUACCUAAGCCAAGGUGUUUUCAGUUGCCUCAUAUGCUUGCGAAAGCUGGAUGAUGAAUAAGGAAGACCGAAGAACAUACUUUGGACAUGUCAUCAGGAGAGAUCAGUCCCUGGAGAACGACAUCAUUCUUGGUAAAGUAGAGAGUUAUCGAAAAAGAGGAAGACCCUCAAUGAGAUGGAUUGACACAGUGGCUGCAACAGUGGGCUCAGGCAUGACAACGAUUAUGAAGAUGGUGCGGGACAGGGCAGUGUUUUGUUCUGUUGCGCGUGGGGUCACUAUGAGUGGGAACCAACUCAAUGGCACCUAACAACAACAACAACAUCUCUUCUGAAUCCCCCGUGCAAAUGGUUAAGCGCUCGACAACUAGCUGAAAGGUUAGCUAUUCGAACACGCCCAGCAGCGCCUUUGGAAACAGGCCUCGUGAUCUGCUUCCAAAAGGUCAACGGCCUUGAAAACCCUAUGGAGUAGUUCUACACUGCAUACAUGAGGUCGCCAUGAAUUGGAAUCAUCUCGAUGGCGACUGACUACAAACAGCAACAACAGUAUCUUUUCCAGCAGUGAAUCUAAAUUUAAUGCCUUUUCUAUCUUCUGUAUCCUUUUUUGCCUCCUUUCCCCAUUAGAUAAUAAACUCCUUAUGAGCAGGAACAUCCUCAUACUGCCUUUGAAUCCCACACAUUGUUAUGCAUAGAAUAGGUGUAAUAAUGGAAGUAAUUAAAUUGAGUCUGCAUUUAGAAGUAGACUUUUGGCUACCCUCUUCUUGUUGUUAUUUUGAACUUUGAGAAUAUUUGCCCCUGAUACAUUGAUUCACACUCUCCACAGUUUUUUUGGCUUAUUAGUCCAAUGGCAUAUGGAGCCCAAAAUGUCCAGGUGGCAAUUUCAUCUUCAAUUUUAGGGAAGGUCAUUGUUGUAUCCCUUGCUGGAUGUAUCUCCCCUUGGAGACAAAGAUCUCCAAACCAGCAGAACUCAAAGUUGCCAGGAUAGGAAGCAGAAAUUCUGUAAGUUAGCCACCAUCUAAGAUGCAUCAAUUGGUCUCAACCCACCGGGAGCAAAGGAGAAUGAAGAACACCAAAGACACAAGGUAAUUAUGAGCCCAAGAGGCAGAAAGGGCCGCAUAAACCAGAGACUACAUUAGCCUGAGACCAGAAGAACUAGAUGAUGCCCGACUACAACCAAUGACUGUCCUGACAGGGAACACAACAAAGAACACCUGAGGGAGUAGGAGAGCAGUGGGAUGCAGACUCCAAAUUCUCAUAAAAAAAACCAGACUUAGUGGUCUGACUGAGACUAGAAUGACCCCAGAGGUCAUGGUCCCCAGACCUUCUGUUAGCCCAAACAAAACAGGAACCAUUCCCAAAGCCAACUCUUCAGACAGGGAUUAGACUGGACUGUGGGAUAGACGAUACUGGUGAAGAGUGAGCUUGAAUCAAGUAGACUCAUGAGACUAUGUUGACAUCUCCUGUCUGAAGGGGAGAUGAGAGAGUAGACGGGGUCAGGAGCUGGCCGAAUGGACCCAAAAAAAGAGAGUGGAGGGAAGGAGUGUGCUGUCUCAUUAGGGGGAGAGCAAUUAGGAGUACAUAGCAAGGUGUUUGUAAAUUUUUGUAUGAGAGUCUGACUUGAUUUGUAUACUUUCACUUAAAGCACAAUAAAAAUUAAAAAAAUAAUAAAGUACAAUUAAAAAAAUAAAAUAAAAAUUCUGCAAGUGGGUUAUUACGUAAAAUAGUGAGAGGAUCCAUUCCCUUUCCACCCUUUGAUUCCUGGACAGUCCUGGCUGUGAGGGAGACAGCAUCACAUAUAUGUCUCUGAUGCGAAGAAUAUACUGCAUCCUGUAAAACAGAACCCCAUCUUUUUAGAGUGUGGUCUCCAAACUGACACUAUAACUGAGGAUUUUAGGAAGCCAUUCCACCUUUCACUUAAGCCAGUUGUUUCUGGGUGAGGGGGUAUGUGAUAAGACCAUUUAAUUCCAUGGUUAUGAUUCCCAUUGCUUCACUUCCUUUGCUAUCAAAUGAGUUCCUUGAUCAGACACAAUGCUGCAUGAAAGCCAUGUUGGUGGAUAAGGCAGUCUACAAGUCCGCGAGUGAUAGUGUUGGCAAAAUCACGAGCAGAAAAAUCAAAUCCACAUGCAAAAUAUGUGUCUUUGCCAUUGAGGAUGAAUUUCUGUCUGUUGUUUGGACAGUUUUAUUCCAUCAGCAUAAAAAAAAUUAGGUGCGCUGGUUAAUGAAUAUAAGGUUAUCCUGAGGUAGAUUAACACACAAUUCUCUUUGACACACAUAGUGCCAUGGAUUGAAUUAUGUCCCCCCAAAAAUGUGUAUAUUACCUUGGUUAGGCCAUGGUUCCCAGUAUUCUGUGGUUGUCCUCCAUUUUGUGAUUGUAAUUUUAUGUUAAAGAGGAUUAGGGUAAGAUUGUAACACCCUUACCAGGUCACAUUCCUGAUCCAGUAUUAAAGGAGUUUCCCUGGGGUGUGGACUGCACCACCUUUUAACUCUGGAGAGAUGAAAGGGAAGCAAGCAGAGAGUGGGGACCUCAUACCACCAAGAAAGCAACACUGGGAGCAGAGCGCAUCCUUUGGACCAGGGGUCCCUGUACCUGAGAAGCUUCUCCAUUCAGGGAAGGUUGAUGACAAGGAAUCUUCCUCCAGAGUCAGCAGAGAGACAAAGCUGUCUUUUGGACCUGACACCCUGAAUUUAGACUUGUAACCUACUAGACUAUGAGAGAAUAAAUUUCUCUUUGUUAAAGCCAUCCACUUGUGGUAUUUUUGUUAUAACAGCACUAGAUGACUAUGACACAUAGCAUGUCUCAUUUUGAAACAGCAGAAUUUUACAAAAGUGAGAAACAGCAUAAACAUUUUAAUGAUAGAAUUCUAAUGGGGAAUUUCUGUUCCCUCAAGGACUAAACAUCCCCUCUUG
This is a messenger RNA of Loxodonta africana (African savanna elephant), 7137 nucleotides long. RefSeq names its product zona pellucida binding protein 2 (gene ZPBP2). The coding region runs from base 630 to 1448 and encodes 272 amino acids. Gene Ontology annotation, cellular component: extracellular region; zona pellucida receptor complex; acrosomal vesicle. The record is from RefSeq and is a predicted model, not a curated record. The transcript has 7 exons. Gene Ontology annotation, biological process: acrosome assembly; binding of sperm to zona pellucida. Lineage: Eukaryota; Metazoa; Chordata; Mammalia; Proboscidea; Elephantidae.